This is a messenger RNA of Sitodiplosis mosellana (orange wheat blossom midge), 951 nucleotides long. RefSeq names its product putative odorant receptor 71a. The record is from RefSeq and is a predicted model, not a curated record. Bases 1 to 951 code for a protein of 316 amino acids. NCBI's taxonomy places the organism in Eukaryota, Metazoa, Arthropoda, Insecta, Diptera, Cecidomyiidae. Gene Ontology annotation, cellular component: plasma membrane. Gene Ontology annotation, molecular function: olfactory receptor activity; odorant binding. Gene Ontology annotation, biological process: detection of chemical stimulus involved in sensory perception of smell; sensory perception of smell. The transcript is spliced from 7 exons.
AUGCCAUUGCCACUCUCAACGGCUACUCUGCGCAAAUCGGAAUCCAUUUCAAGGCAUCAAUACGGUGCAAUUGGAACACGAUUGGAAGAUCCAAAAUCGGCGGCCAUUUAUGCCAAUGUGAACGAAAAAGUAGAAACAUGGACCGAAAUAACUUAUUUUGCACUCGUGAAAUUGUCAAUCCCUGGUAUUAUGCUACCGAAAUUUAUCAUAAGUUUCUACUUAUACUUUUCAACUACUUUGGGAGAAGAUACUUUCAGUUUGCCGUUUCCAAUGUGGUUACCAUUUGAUUGGAAAACCCCUCAUGGAUAUUUAAUCGCUUAUGCAAUUCAAUAUGCUGCGGUUUAUUAUGUAUUUCAUGCCGCUGUCUGUCAUUUGGGUUUUUUAAUUGGAUCAUGUGAAAUAUUGAUGGCAUUUGCCAUGGAUCUCAAGCAAGAGUUCAAUACGUUGGUCGAAAAACCGGACGAAAAUCAAACGGAACUUAAGAAAAAAUUGUCGAAAUUCAUUCAAUUCCAUUGCAGUGCAAAACAACUGGUUGAGGAGCUCGCUGAUUUAUACAAAUUUAUAUUUUCGUUCGGUGUUUUGUGGAGCAUUUCGAACAUUUGCAGUACACUUUUGCUCGUUGAAAUGGAAAUGGUAAACAACGCAGGAAAUCUUUUGGGAUUGAUUCAACCAUUGACGUUGAUGUUUUGGUCAUUCGUCCUCGUGUUGCUCUAUUGUGACUUUGGUGAAAGAGUGUGCGGUGAAUUUGAUGCAGUCCAUAACACGAUCGAAGAAUGCGAUUGGUAUCUGUUCCCGAUUGAGAUUCAGAAGAUGCUACUCACCAUCAUGAUGGCUGACCAGCCCGUUGUACUCAAAGGAUUUGCAAACGUUGUUAUAACCCGAGAAACUUCUAAAAAGAUCGCUAAUGGGGGAUACUCGUACUUCAACAUCCUACGGCAGUUUGUUAAAUGA